AAUAGAAUAAAUGUUGAUUAGUCAUUUAUUUUUCUGUCGUCAACCUUAAUUGAAAUACUGAAUAAAAGAAGCCAAGAUAGAAAUAAAAGUAAUCAUGGGAGGCUUAUUCAGCAAAUCCAGAGGACCCAAGAGAUUGGAUAUCACUGUAAGAGACUUUAUACAUGGCGAUGAUAAUGUCAUUAUUGAUCAUACAUCUCCACGGGAUCCAAUUCCACAACCAUAUUGUUCUUCGGACACGAAAGGAAGUGCAAUAACUAUUUGUACCCAAAACAUGAUCAAAGGGAAAAGAAACCGAAUUGAAAAAGUACCACCUACUAGCACACAUAACGGUUCAUCAGUUGAUUCAAAACCACGAUUGAAUCCCACCUCUAAACCAACGGCCAAUUUUUUGAAAAGUAUUGAUGACAAGGAUUUCAUCAGGAACAGAAGAAUAGUAUCAAAAGCGUCACGUUCUGUCGGUAUGAUAAGGGGUCCAGGUGGAGGUGGAACCGGAUUUAGAGUUGGAGAGAAUUAUGUCAUGACCGCUCGACACGUUGUUAUCAAUAACAUCAAAGUAUUUGAUAAAAUCGACCACUCACAGAUAAGGAAUAGUAGUUUCUUCAUGGAGUUUGAAUACUUGAAGGCCAAUCAGAAACAGAACCCUGAACAUAUAUUCUACUUCAAAAAAAUGGUGUAUGACAAUGAAGAACAAGAUACAGCAAUACUAGAACUUCAAGCUGACAGUAAUAGAUCUUUUCCACCACCGAUUAACAUUUUGGAAAGUAUAGAUGACGAUAGACCAAUAUAUUUGAUAGGACAUCCGAACAGUCAACCGCUUAUGGACGAUCCAAAGAUAGACAUAUACCACUACUGUAAAAAUGAUGUUGAUAGAGCCAACAAAAAAGCUGGUACAAUUACCAAAGACUAUCGAGAUCAUUAUGAGGGUAUCGAUGAUCAACGGAAAUGUCUGUUUCACUGUGCAUCACAACACGGAGCUUCAGGUGCAUUAGGAGUCAUGGUUACUCCCCAUUUGGAUGAACCAGUUGGAGUUUUGAUGUUAUUAAGGGGGUUUCCUAACUUUUAUUAUUCAAAACAUCUAUCGUUUUCAGACGAGGACAAAAAGGACAUUUUAAUAGUAGAACAGGGGGUACUUUUAAAGUCAAUUGAAAACGACAUGAUAUUGAGUGGAAGGUCUCAUUUAAAAAACGAAAAAAACGAAAUAUUUAGUAAUGUCAUACGACCUUUUUGAUGUAUAUAGUAAAAUAACAAAAUGUUGUAUAUUAAAUUAUUGUCUUUUUA
Molecule: messenger RNA, 1278 nt
Organism: Mytilus californianus (California mussel)
Lineage: Eukaryota; Metazoa; Mollusca; Bivalvia; Mytilida; Mytilidae
Exons: 6
Coding region: 95-1228 (377 amino acids)
Source: RefSeq, a predicted model, not a curated record